This is a messenger RNA of Ilex paraguariensis (yerba mate), 495 nucleotides long. NCBI's taxonomy places the organism in Eukaryota, Viridiplantae, Streptophyta, Magnoliopsida, Aquifoliales, Aquifoliaceae. The record is from the annotation of a GenBank genome assembly.
AUGCUCGGUAUGCAGGAAGAAUUCCACUUGGCUUUAUUCAAGAACACGAAGAAAGAGAAUCUCUUUGCAAAUAGGACAUUUGAUCUAUUUGAUGUUAAGCGAAAGGGUGUCAUUGAUUUUGGUGACUUUGUUAGAUCACUCAAUGUCUUCCACCCGAAUGCCUCAGAAGAAGAGAAGAUCGAUUAUUCAUUUAAGCUUUAUGAUUUACAUGGCACGGGAUUUAUUGAGCGGCAAGAGGUUAAGCAAAUGCUAAUUGCCCUACUGUGUGAGUCAGAAAUGAAGUUGGCUGAUGAAACUAUUGAGAUAAUACUGGAUAAGACUUUUUUGGAAGCGGAUGUCAAUCAGGAUGGAAAGAUAGAUAAAUCAGAAUGGCACAAUUUUGUAUCCCGAAAUUCUUCAUUGUUGAAGAUAAUGACACUUCCAUACUUGAGGGAUAUAACUACAACAUUCCCAAGUUUUGUGUUUAAUUCUGAGGUUGAUGAGAUUGCUACAUAA